Nakaseomyces glabratus is the source of this 1194-nucleotide messenger RNA. It is a transcript of the gene CPT1, whose product is annotated as diacylglycerol cholinephosphotransferase. Gene Ontology annotation, molecular function: phosphotransferase activity, for other substituted phosphate groups. Gene Ontology annotation, biological process: phospholipid biosynthetic process. NCBI's taxonomy places the organism in Eukaryota, Fungi, Ascomycota, Saccharomycetes, Saccharomycetales, Saccharomycetaceae. The record is from RefSeq and is a predicted model, not a curated record. Gene Ontology annotation, cellular component: membrane.
AUGGGUUAUUUUAUUCCUAAGGAAGCUAUUGCUAAUUUGAAGUACUAUAAGUAUCAAAGUGAAGACAGAUCCUUGAUCUCUAAUUACAUUUUGCGACCAUACUGGAGAUGGUUUUCGCAGCUGUUCCCAAUGUGGAUGGCACCAAACUUGGUUACACUAUCUGGUUUAGGUUUCAUUAUCCUAAAUGUGCUGACUGUGUUGUAUUAUGAUCCUUAUUUAAACACAGAAACGCCCAGAUGGACAUACUUCUCCUAUGCCCUAGGUUUAUUCCUGUACCAAACAUUUGAUGCUUGUGAUGGUAUGCAUGCGCGUCGUACUGGUCAAUCAAGCCCAUUGGGGGAGCUAUUCGAUCAUUGUAUUGACUCUUUGAAUACCACCUUAUCCCUGUUUCCUGUUUGUUCAAUGCUUGGUUGUGGUUAUUCUAUGAUUUUGAUUGGUACACAAUUUAUGGUUCUCGGAAAUUUCUACUUGAGUACAUGGGAGGAGUUCUAUACCCACAGAUUGUUUCUAAGUGAAUUUUCGGGUCCUGUUGAAGGUAUUUUAUUGCUUGUCUUCCAGUUCAUACUAUGUGGUCUUUUUGGUACUCAGAGAGUUUGGCACACUAAACUGCUAUCGAUUCACUUACCUUUGACUAUUGGUAACUCAGAUAUUUUCGAAUUGGAAACUGUUCAUUUGAUGAUCUGUUUUUCUACAUUUGCUCUAUUAUUUAACAUUCUUGCGGCAACUAGUAAUGUCUUCCAGUAUUUCAAAGAGCACAAUAAGAAGAAUGACAUGGAAGAAGUCGAGGCUGAGAAGAAAGAAGCCAUGAUUGCCCUUAUGCCAUUCUUUAUUUAUUUUGCUACUGUUUUCGCUUUAGUUGCAGUAGAUAACUUGUUCAUUUCAUUCCCAUUUAUCAUUUCAGUUGGUUUGACAAUGGCAUUUGUUGUGGGCCGUAUGAUUGUUGGUCAUCUAACUAAGCAAAAGUUCCCAUUAGUCAACUUUCCAAUGUUUAUCCCAAUCUCUCAGUUGAUCAUGUACAUAAUUUUCGUUUGCUAUUUCAAAUCUGAUAGAGAGACCAUGGUAUUGGCUUUAUUGUGGGGUGGAUUUGGUGUCAGUCUAGGUAUCCAUGCGAUGUUCAUAAAUGAGAUUAUCUAUGAAUUCACCACCUACCUUGAUGUUUAUGCCUUAAGUAUCAAACAUCCAAAAUCUACUUAG